This is a messenger RNA of Haliaeetus leucocephalus (bald eagle), 3519 nucleotides long. It is a transcript of the gene CILP2, whose product is annotated as cartilage intermediate layer protein 2. NCBI's taxonomy places the organism in Eukaryota, Metazoa, Chordata, Aves, Accipitriformes, Accipitridae. The transcript has 8 exons. The record is from RefSeq and is a predicted model, not a curated record. Bases 1 to 3519 code for a protein of 1172 amino acids.
AUGGGGGAGCUGGCACUGGCCCUCCUGGCUCUCGCCGCCCUGCACGGUGCCGGGGCGUCAGAGCCCCUGGAGAACAACUCGGAGCCGGGCAAGAGCGGCGCGGCGGGGAAGCCCUGGAAAGCAGCUCCCAGCCUGGCAGACCUCGACCUGGACACGGCAGGGAGAGGAGCCGAGUGGACGUCCUGGUUCAAUAUCGACCACCCCGGGGGGGACGGGGACUACGAGAGCCUGGAGGCCAUUCGCUUCUACUACCGUGGACGCGUCUGCGAGCGGCCGGUGGCCAUCCAGGCCCGCACCACCGAGUGGGAGCUGCCCGAGGACGUGGGCGAGGUGGUGCACGUCAGCCCCAAGAAGGGUUUUCGCUGCAUCAACAAGGAGCAGCCGCAGGGCAAGACCUGCUCCAACUACCACAUCCGAUUCCUCUGCCCACUGGAGUCAGCAUGGAUGGAGUGGGGGACCUGGGGCCCCUGUUCUCGCAGCUGCGGCAGUGCCGGGACACGUGUCCGGCGCCGGAGCUGCAAGAAAGCCAAGAAAGUGCCGUGCGCUGGCCGUCCCACCGAGGUGCAGAAAUGUCCCCCCUCGCCCUGCCCAGGUACCUCCUGCCCUGAGCGCACGCUGCAGGGCACCGUCGUCUCCGCCACCGGCACGGCGCUGCCAGAUGCCCGCAUCUACCUGGAGGGCCGCCCGCCGGUGCUGCUGGCCCGCAGCGAUGCCGACGGGCGCUUCGCCGCGGCGGGGCUGUGCGAGGGCACCGCUGCCAACGUCAGCGCCCACCGGGAGGGCUUCGCCCCAGGACUAGCACCCAUCGUCUCCAACGGCUCUGGCGUGGCGGUGGCGAAUGUGACGCUGCAGAGACUGGAGAAACCCUACAUGGUGCUGCACCCCAAGGCAAAGGUGCGGGUGGCCGGGCAGGAGGUGACCUUCUGCUGCAAAGCCUCGGGCACCCCCGUGCCCAAGAAAUACUACUGGUACCACAACGGGACGCUGCUGGAGAGGAAGGUGUACCGGUAUGGCAGCCACCUGGUGCUGCGGGGGCUGGCGCCGGAGCAGGCUGGCACCUACCACUGCAAAGCCAGCACUGAGGCGGGCGCCAUCAAAUCGGCGCCGGCACAGCUCACCGUGCUGGCCCAGGGCCAGCAGAGCUGCAAGCCAGAGCCUGAGCCGAGCCUCGUGGAGCUGCCCAGCGAGUGCCCGCAGGAUGCCGCCGGCUCCCGCUACUACGACGUGGGUCGCUGUGCGCCCACCCCGUGUGCCGGCGGCCCGGCCGAGCGGUCAGGGUGCGGAGCGGACACGGGGCACUGCUGCGGGGUGCGGAGGAUGGAGAUGCGGGAGAUCCCCUGUGCCGGCUUCGUGCUGCCCAUCAAGGUGGUGGCCGAGUGCGGUUGCGGACCCUGCACCCAGCCCCGCAUCCUGGUGCAGGGACGGGUGACGGCAGCUGACACCGGCGAGCCCCUGCGCUUCGGGCAGAUCUUCCUGGGUGGGAGGAAGGUCGGCUUCACCGGCUACAAGGGCUCCUUCACCAUUGAGGUGCCGCCGGACACGCAGCGCUUGGUGGUUCGCUUCGUGGACCGGCAGCAGAGGUUGGUGGAUGCCGUCAAGGUCCUGCCCUUCAACCGCCGUGGCGGUGCCAUCUACCAGGAGGUGAAGAUGCUGCGGAAGAAGGAGCCGGUGGAUCUGGACGGCAGCCGGAGCAACGCCAUCCCGCUAGGGGAGGCGAGCGGCCAGGAGCCCAUCGGGGAGCUUGUCCUUCCCGCCGGCAUCUUCCUCCGUCCCUCUGGGGAGGUCUUCAGAGGCACAGUCAAAGCCAGCGUCACCUUCCUGGACCCCAGGGACAUGGCAACAGCCAGCGCCGCCUCCAGUGACCUCAGCUUUGCCAACGCCGAGGGGGAGAUCGUUCCCUUGCGGACCUACGGCAUGUUCGCUGUAGAUUUUCUGGAAGGGGAGAGCGGCGCGGCGUUGCAGACAGGGCCGGUGGAGGUGCGGAUGGAUGCGGGGCAGGUCCGGAUGCCGGAGCACCUGCAGAAGAUGAAGUUGUGGUCCUUGAACCCUGAGACCGGCUUGUGGGAGGAGGAGGGGGUCCUCCGGCCAGCCAGGGGGAACCGGGGAAAGAGGGAGGAGAGGACCUUCUUGGUGGGGAACCUGGAGAUCCGGGAGCGGCGUCUUUUCAACCUGGACGUGCCGGAGGACCGCCGCUGCUUCGUCAAGGUCAGAGCUUACAGCAAUGAGAAGUUCAACCCCUACGAGCAACUGGAAGGGGUGGUCAUCAGCCUCAUCAACCUGGAGCCCCAGCCCGGCUAUCCUGCCAACCCCCGGGCGUGGGGUCGCUUCGACAGCGUGGUGACAGGUCCCAACGGAGCCUGCCUGCCUGCUUUCUGCGACGGCCAGCGCCCCGACGCCUACUCGGCGUAUGUCACUGCCACGCUGGGUGGGGAGGAGCUGGAAGCCGUGGCCUCCAGCCCCAAGCUCAACCCCAAUGCCAUUGGGGUGUCCCAGCCCUACCUGGGCAAGCUGGGCUACCGUCGGUUGGACCACGAUGACCCCAACUUGAAGAAGACAGCUUUCCAAAUCAACGUGGCCAAGCCUGACCCCAACAACGUUGAUGAGACCAACGGUCCCAUCUACCCUUACCGCAGCCUUGAGGAGUGCGAGGAGGCGCCGGUCAGCGCCAACCACCUCCGCUUCUACCGCGUGGAGGUGGACAAGUAUGAGUACAAUGUGGUGCCCUUCAAGGAGAGCGACCUGACCUCCUGGACCGGCGACUACCUCUCGUGGUGGCCCAACCCUCAGGAGUUCAGGGCUUGUUUCAUCAAGGUACAGAUUGAGGGGCCGCAGGAGUACAUGGUGAGGUCCCGUAAUGUGGGGGGCAGCCACCCCCGCACCCGGGGGCAGCUCUACGGGCUGCGUGACACCCGUAGCGUGCGGGAUACGCUGUUGGAGAACACCUCAGGUGCCUGCGUGGAGUUCAAGUGCAGCGGUAUGCUCUUCGACCAGAGCCUGGUGGAUCGCACCUUGGUCUCCAUCGUCCCCCAAGGCAGCUGCCACCGCACGGCCGUCAACAGCCUCCUCCGGGACUACCUGAGCCGUCACCCGCCUGUGGCAGACAACAACCACACGGCCGCCUUCACCAUGCUGGCACCGGUCGACCCGUUGGGUCACAACUACGGCAUCUACACGGUGACGGACCAGAACCCGCGGUUGGCCAAGGAGAUCGCCAUCGGCCGUUGCUUUGAUGGCACCUCCGACGGCUUCUCGCGGGAGAUGAAGGCGGAUGCGGGUACGGCCGUCACCUUCACCUGCCAGGAGCGGCCGCCGGGGCGGGAGAGCUUCUUCCAGCGCUUGCUGACGGCCCCGGCCGAGGCGCUGGCCGAGAUCCGGCGGGAGAUGGGGGCCGGCGAGAUGCGCCGGGCUCCCCCCGAGGUGAUGGACUUCGCCUCCGGCGCCCGAGCCCUGGGCCCCACGGCCACCCUCCGGACCCCCAGCAGCCGCCGGAGGAUGGGCCGGAUCCAGGGGCAGCCGUGA